Alosa alosa (allis shad) is the source of this 493-nucleotide messenger RNA. RefSeq names its product NADH:ubiquinone oxidoreductase subunit B4 (gene ndufb4). Lineage: Eukaryota; Metazoa; Chordata; Actinopteri; Clupeiformes; Clupeidae. Bases 30 to 413 code for a protein of 127 amino acids. The record is from RefSeq and is a predicted model, not a curated record. The transcript is spliced from 3 exons. Gene Ontology annotation, cellular component: mitochondrion.
GGCUGUCGACCACUACUUUCAAUGCCAUCAUGGCGGAUUACAAAGAGGCACCCUUGGCCUCUCGGCCAAGAACAUUAGAUCCAGCGGAAUAUUUUAACCUUUCUCCAGAGUACAGGCGGGCUGAAGAAGAAAGGGCAGCUCUGAGAGCUAACCUGAAGAGGCAGUAUCAGAUACAGCUGAACAAUCCUCUCAGAAAAGAGCUUAUUGAAGAUCCUGCCCUCACUCGUUGGACCUAUGCAAGAACCAACGUAUAUACACACUUCAGACCCACCACUAAAACAUCACUCUUGGGGGCACUGUUUGGAGUGGUACCCCUCUUCUUCUGGUUCGCUGUUUUGAAAACGGACAGGGACAAAAGAGAGGAAAAGAUCAAAGCCGGAACCUAUGACCGAACAUACAAGAUCUCCUCCUGAUCCACACCAUCGAGGUCCAAACAUGUCUCUUAAAUGUGUAUAAAGUCUAUUACUGUCAGAAUAAACGUAAUUAAUUAUUA